CCCAACCACACGAGGCCCAGAGCCCCAGAACGGCACCGCUAAUCAUCGAUCGAGCAGUCACUCUCGUGAUGAGAUGAUUAGCUAGCAAACUGGAAACGUGUCAACUCUCUCAGCCGCCGCCGCCGCCGGCGGCCGGAUCUAGCUAGGCUCCACGCAGAGGCGGGCAAGCAGUGACCCGUGCAUCAGUGACUGUGCAGUGAACCCGACAGCUCCAUCGUGCCUGUCGUCGUCUUGUCCAAGCAUCCACAUCCAUCCCAUCCAUCGCGCAUUAUUGGAUCCAGUGUGUCCAGCAACGAAGGCAAACCUUUGACGAUCCCCCAUCCAUCGCGAGGAGGAGGCAUGGCGGAGGAAGCGUCUGCGCCCGCGCCUGCGCCGGGGGAGGGGAAGAUGACGAUGGUGGUGGGGGCCGACGAGAGCGACCACAGCUACUACGCGCUGCAGUGGGCGCUCCAGCACUUCUUCCCGCCGGGCCAGCCGCAGCAGUACCGCCUCGCCGUCGUCACCGCCAAGCUCCCCGCCGUGUCCGCCGUCGGCCUCGCCGGGCCAGGCGCGGCGGACGUGCUGCCGUUCGUGGAGGCGGACCUCAAGCGCAGCUCCCUGCGCGUCAUCGACAAGGCUAAGGAGCUCUGCGCGCAGGUGAGCGAUGCUGUGUUUGAGGUGGUGGAAGGCGACGCAAGGAACGUCCUCUGCGAGGCGGUCGAGAGGCACCACGCCGAGAUGCUGGUCGUCGGCAGCCAUGGCUACGGAGCAAUAAAAAGGGCUGUUCUUGGAAGCGUGAGUGAUUACUGCGCCCAUCACGCACAUUGCACUGUGAUGAUAGUAAAGAAGCCAAAGCACAAGCACUGAGAUAUGCUCCAGUCUGACUGACGAGUAUUCUCAAAUAUAUGUAUUGCCAAAUUGUGUAUGUGUCUGUUUGUGAAUAAAUGGAUCAUCAGCAUCACAUGGAGGUUACUUCUUCAAGUACCUGACACAAUAUUUCAUCAUCUUGAUUGAGAUGUACAAAUAAUUACUGUCUAGAAUUUCAAAACAGUGUCUGUUUAUGAUUCAUGCAAUGCAAUAUGUAUAUGUAUAUGCGAUUGCAAAUUCGUUGCAGUGAGCGUGCAUUUACUUUUUCA
Phragmites australis (common reed) is the source of this 1115-nucleotide messenger RNA. RefSeq names its product universal stress protein PHOS34-like. The transcript has 4 exons. NCBI's taxonomy places the organism in Eukaryota, Viridiplantae, Streptophyta, Magnoliopsida, Poales, Poaceae. Bases 340 to 846 code for a protein of 168 amino acids. The record is from RefSeq and is a predicted model, not a curated record.